Messenger RNA from Drosophila arizonae, 1370 nucleotides. It is a transcript of the gene MME1, whose product is annotated as Mitochondrial Magnesium Exporter 1. Gene Ontology annotation, biological process: carnitine transmembrane transport; mitochondrial transport. The record is from RefSeq and is a predicted model, not a curated record. Gene Ontology annotation, cellular component: mitochondrial envelope. Gene Ontology annotation, molecular function: O-acyl-L-carnitine transmembrane transporter activity. Lineage: Eukaryota; Metazoa; Arthropoda; Insecta; Diptera; Drosophilidae.
UUAAACGGUUCUUUGCCAAACCGAAGUCUGCAAUAAAUUUAACGCAUUUCAUAACACUGAAAUAUGAGUAAACUAUUGUAACAGUAUAAGAUUCAUCUGCACUGUUAAUAACAUUUUGGCCAAAUGUAAAUGUUUGCGCUUCGACAUAUGGUUUUAGUUGAUAAGACUGGAUGCGCUGCUGUGAAUUCGAAAUGGAAAUUGAGCUCGCCAAAGAAAUCCACAAAUUGAUUAUCAUUAUUAAGCAGCAGCAGCAGCCCAGUUCACUGAUAACAUAACCCAAACAACACUCACCACACGUGCAUGUAUCAAUUACUCAGUAAUCAUCCCAAGACUGGCUGACGAUAUUUUGGCUUCAUUUACGUAAAUACCAUAAGUAGUUCGUCAUGGCAUUGCCGACAAGCGACUCCAAAGCGAAUCCUGUUAAAUCAUUUAUAGCUGGAGGAUUCGGUGGAAUAUGCAGUGUGCUAACAGGAUAUCCGCUAGAUACAAUUAAGGUGCGACUACAGACAAUGCCGCUGCCCGUAGCUGGUCAGCCGCCCAAAUACAAAGGCAUUAUCGAUUGUGCUGUGAAGACGUUUAGUCAUGAGGGUGUUCGAGGCUUCUACAAAGGCAUUUCAGCACCUUUGAUAGGUGUCACGCCCAUUUAUGCGGUAGAUUUUGCCGUCUAUGCGGCUGGCAAGCGGCUCUUUCAGAGUGACGAACACGUUAAGCUCACAUAUUCACAAAUAUUUAUCGCCGGCGCUGGGGCGGGCAUUUGCUCGGCUCUGGUUACGGUGCCAUCCGAUCGCAUUAAGGUGUUGCUGCAAACCCAACCGGUGACCGGCCCAGUGAUGUACAAUGGUCUAAUAGAUACCGCACUGAAGCUCUAUAGGCAAGGUGGUAUACGGAGUCUCUUUAAGGGCACGUGUGCUUGUGUGCUGCGAGAUUCACCAACUGGUGUCUAUUUUGUUAUAUACGAGGCCUUGCAAGAUCUGGCUAGACGGCACUCAAAGACUGGUAGUAUAACGCCCACAUCGACCAUAUUUGCUGGCGGCAUGGCUGGUAUUGCAUUUUGGUCAUUGGCUGUGCCUUUUGAUGUACUUAAGAGUCGAUUGCAAUCGGCGCCCGAGGGCACCUACCAGCAUGGCAUACGAAGCGUAUUCAAGGAACUGAUGGCCAAAGAGGGACCCAAAGCGUUGUAUCGCGGUGUCCUGCCCAUAUUAAUACGUGCUUUUCCCUCAACCGCAGCGGUAUUUGUUGGCGUUGAGCUGGCCAAUGAUCUGUUAACAUUUUAGACAAUAAGGGUCUAACGCUUGUGGGCCACAUAGACGCUAUAUAAUUUUACUAUUGUAUAACAUAACAAAUUAUGUAAUUAAAUGUGUAUAUUUUGA